CCUUAAAUAAACACACGGUUUUGUUUGUAAUUUGUGAGGUUGUAGAACUAUUAUUUUGUGGAAGGAAGAUUUGGAGUUGGCACAACUUGAUUGCUAAAGGUCAAUUUGAUUUCAUCUACAACAAUGGACAGAGCACGGGUGGUGAGAGAAUUAGAAACAAAAGGAUACAGUGUCAUCCGGAAUGUUCUGACCGACAAAGAAUGCGAAAAGUUUAUAUCAAUUUACAAGGCUUGGGUUGAAAGGUUUGGAGAUGAGAGGCCUUACUGGGAUAAAUCAUUGAUGCAACAAUAUAGGUUGUCCCACUGUGAACCCACGUGGAAUGUCAGACUUGCAGCGAAAUCUGUGUUUGCCUCCAUAUGGAAAACGGAUAAAUUGUUGACCAGUAUGGAUGGUAUUGCGAUUGGAGAACCUCCGGAAUUAGGAAACACUAGCUUUGGUGAUCCUGAAUCUAAUUGGUUUCAUAUGGACCAGGGUAGCUGGCGAGAAGGUCUUCAUGUGUAUCAAGGAGCCGUUUACUUGGAGGAAACUACAGAAACCGACUAUUGCUUUAGAGUUCUUGAAAAAUCCGUUCAGUUUCAUAAAGAAUUCUAUGAAAAUUUUCCAAAGGCUGUUAAAGAAGCUGCAGGUGAAGACUUUUAUCGUUUGUCAAAGGAGCAUUUUGAUUGGUACUUAUCUAAAGGUUGUCAAAUUAUGAAAGUUCCUGUUCCAAAAGGCGGUAUUGUUUUAUGGGAUUCAAGAACAAUUCAUGACAACAAAGCACCUUUAGUUGGUAGACCAAAUUCAAACCGAUGGCGAUUCGUUGUUUUUGUUUGCAUGGCACCUGCGAUCUGGGCAACGGAACGAGAUAUUGAAAUGAAAAAGAAAGCCUAUAGCAAAAUGGUUGCUACUGCCCACUGGCCAUCACAAGGAGUUUGGGUUUUCCCAAAUACUUCAGAAAGAGAGGCUACUAAAAAGUUUGCACACUUGGAAAUAAUUGAAGAACUCCCUGAAGUAGCUAAAACGAAAGAAGUCUUACAAAUGGUUGGAAUUGAAAAAUAUGACUUUGACGAUGGACAACCAAAUGAUCCAGGUUGGAAUCCAAAAUGGUCAGUAGACCCGAAUACGCAAAAUGUUAAAAGCAGUGUAUAUUUUGCUUGAAAUGGAAAUAAAGACGUAUUUUCCACUUAUAAAUAUAUAGCAGAAUCUUAAACAGUAUAGAGAUACUAAUGUAAGCUGACUAUAUUUAUCCCGGUUUGUGCUGUAAACUUAUCGUUAUCAAAUAUGAAUCGAGUUUCAUUUUGAAUAAUAGACAAUGAUUCUCCUCUAUGAUUAAAAGUGUUGCAACAUUGGUUUUUUAACGAUUAGAGCCGUUACUGCUACUGAUUUUUUUCCUACCUUAACCACAUAUAAGUAUAUAGCACUUUCCGUUUUUACAAUUUCAUUUAUCUAUCGUUAUAUACCAAUGAUAUAUACAUUCUGCUGUAUUUCUGUGAGUUAAGGUAGCUAACAAUUUAAAGGUAGGCAAUAUUGCUGAUAGUUUAAUGCAAAUUACUAAUUUUUGUAUUCCAAUUAUUGAUUAACAACCGACCAAUAAUUAUAUAGCACUGGUUUUACAAGUAAUAUUCCACUCUCAUUCUUGUAUGUAAAAAGAUUGUAUUUUUCAUCUUAAAACACGUGAUCAUCCCAUCGAAAUGUUUUGAGACAUAAUUUUCCGAAAAAUUGUCAUGUAGUGCAGAUAGAAUGUUACAAGAAUUAUAAACGUAGCUCUAUGGAAAUGGAAAUCACCUUAUUGCUGAUUAAUACGU
Messenger RNA from Mytilus trossulus (common blue mussel), 1784 nucleotides. RefSeq lists its product as uncharacterized. The record is from RefSeq and is a predicted model, not a curated record. NCBI's taxonomy places the organism in Eukaryota, Metazoa, Mollusca, Bivalvia, Mytilida, Mytilidae. The transcript has 3 exons. Bases 124 to 1137 code for a protein of 337 amino acids.